Messenger RNA from Pistacia vera, 1847 nucleotides. Its product is annotated as 60S ribosomal export protein NMD3-like. The transcript is spliced from 2 exons. The record is from RefSeq and is a predicted model, not a curated record. NCBI's taxonomy places the organism in Eukaryota, Viridiplantae, Streptophyta, Magnoliopsida, Sapindales, Anacardiaceae. Gene Ontology annotation, biological process: ribosomal large subunit export from nucleus. Gene Ontology annotation, molecular function: ribosomal large subunit binding. Gene Ontology annotation, cellular component: cytoplasm; nucleus.
AUCCCUAACCCUAACCGCCUGACUUUAAGAAUGGGUAUUUAUAUGAAGUCUCUUCAUUUCAUUUGAAGCAAAGGCGUAAACCCAAACUCGACCCAAAUAUCCGAACCGGAACCGGCUUAGGGUUUAUAGUUGUGUAAGAGCCGAAUUGUGUCUCCCUUGUUUCUGUUUUUCCAAAUAUCUCUUUCAAUAUCAAAUCAGUGUUAGACAUGUCCCAGGAUGCAGGGAUGUUUGUGGUUCCACAAACCAUUGGGAGUGUUUUGUGCUGCAAAUGUGGUGUGCCGAUGGUACCAAAUGCUGCCAAUAUGUGCGUCACAUGUUUGCGUUCUGAAGUUGACAUCACAGAAGGCUUACAGAAGAAGGUGGACCUUAAGCAUUGCCCCGAGUGUGAUUGCUACUUGCAACCUCCAAAAACUUGGAUAAAAGCCCAAUUAGAAUCUAAGGAGCUGUUGACUAUUUGUGUGAAGAGACUCAAGAAUCUGAAUGGAGCUAGGUUAAUACAUGCUGAAUUUAUAUGGACUGAACCUCAUUCCAAGAGAAUCAAGGUCAAGCUGACGGUUCAGAAGGAAGUUCUUAAUGGAGCGAUUCUUGAACAAUCUUAUGUUGUUGAGUAUCAUCAGCAAGAUCAAAUGUGUGAAUCUUGUACAAGGGUUGCGGCCAACCCUGAUCAAUGGGUUGCGGCUGUACAGCUACGACAACAUGUCUCUCACAGGCGAACUUUUUUCUUUUUGGAGCAGCUUAUUCUGAAACAUGAUGCUGCUACACGAGCUAUUAAAAUAAAGCAAAUGGAUUAGGGAAUUGAUUUUUUCUUUGGUAAUAGAAGUCAUGCUGUUAAAUUUGUUGAAUUUGUGGGAAAAGUUGCUCCAGUAAGGAGCCGCCACGACAAACAACUUGUUUCCCAUGAUGCUAAGAGCAACAACUACAAUUAUAAGUAUACUUUCUCAGUUGAGAUCAGUCCCAUUUGUCGCGAGGAUUUGAUCUGUCUGCCUCCAAAAGUUGCUGUUAGUUUGGGGAAUCUUGGUCCUCUGGUUAUCUGCACAAAAGUGACAAAUAGCAUUGCUCUACUUGAUCCGAUUACUCUGAGGCAUUGUUUCUUGGAUGCUGAUCAGUAUUGGAGAUCGUCCUUUAAAUCUUUGCUCACUAGCCGACAGCUUGUGGAAUAUAUUGUUUUAGAUGUAGAGCCUGUCUCUUCUGAAGUUAAUGUUGGUGGCUCAAAGUGUGUUUUGGCUGAUGCCCAAGUAGCUCGUUUAUCAGAUUUUGGGAAGAAUGAUACCAUUUUUUCCAUAAGAACACAUCUAGGCCAUCUUUUGAACCCAGGGGACUAUGCUCUCGGUUAUGACCUCUAUGGGGCUAACAACAAUGAUAUUGAACUGGACAAAUACAAAGGUCUUGUACUACCGGAGACAAUUUUGAUAAAGAAGAGCUAUGAAGAGAAGCGCCAGAGAAAGCGUGGCAAGCCUCGUCCUUGGAAGCUCAAGUCCCUGGACAUGGAAGUGGAUAACAGUAGAGGUAGAGGUGACCAAGAGAAGGCAAACAACGAGUAUGAAGAGUUCUUGAGAGAUUUGGAAGAGAAUCCUGAGUUGAGAUUCAAUAUGUCAUUGUAUCGUAAUAGAGAUUACCAACCAUCAGAGAUGGCAUCUGUAACUGAUGGUGGGGAUGUUCCUUCUGUUCCUCUGGAAGAACUUCUUGCUGAUCUCGACUUAAGUGAUGAGGAAAUGGGGGAUGAUGGUAUGAGAGAGUGACCUCUAAGUUAAUUUGCAUCAUUGGAGAGUUCUUAUUUAUAUAUUUUGUAACUUUUGAAUGAAGUUUCUGGUUUUAAAUUUAUGAAGGAGAACAUAAAAUUCAUGUCU